AACAAUUUAAUUGUGUCAAGUUUAAUUGUGCUAAUCAGUUUGGUAGUUGUUGUCUCGUUGUUUUAUAUUGAUUUUGUUUCAAGUUUAUUUGCUUAUCACUUUUUUUUAUGAUUUGGUUAUGAUUUUUGGCUGACAAUGAACUUGAAACAAUUAGAAUCAAUUUUGGAUGAUUUUGAUGAUUUCGAUGAACCAAAUAUACUCUUUGAACAAUAUGUGACACCAGGUUAUGUCGCUGCUCGAAUGCUUCAUACGAUUUCCCUUGAUGAUCACAUUAAAGGUAAAACAAUCGUCGAUUUGGGAACUGGACCUGGAAUUCUUGCCAUUGGAUCAGCGCUUUUGGGAGCCGAUUAUGUGGUCGGUGUUGAUUUGGAUGAGAAUGUUUUCCAAAUUGCUAAAUCAAAUCUAGAAGAAUUAGAUGAACUUUUUCCUGGUAAACCUCCGAUUGAUUUUGUCCAUGAUGAUGUUACAAAAUGUUCACUCGAGAAAAAAAGUUUCGAUGUUGCCAUUUUUAAUCCUCCAUUUGGUACCAAAGGUAAUUCUGGAAUUGAUAUUGAAUUCUUGAAAGUUGCUCUCAAUUUAACAAGAGAAUCAGUUUAUUCAUUACACAAAUCAGCCACAAGAUCUUUUAUUCUGAAAAAAGGUGAACAAUUUGGUGUAAAAUCUGAAGUUUUAGGACGAUUUUCAUACGAUUUACCUGCAACUUAUGCUCGACAUACAAAAGCCAACAAAACAAUCGAUGUUGAUCUUUUCCGAUUUACCCACAAAAAGUGAUCAACUAAUCAACUAAUCAACAUCCAAACAUAAUUGAAUCAAAUUUCCAACAAAAACAAACAUAAACAAACAUAAAUACCAAUCAGAAAACUUGUAAAUUAAUCAAAAACCUGCCCAAUCAACAGCUCUCACUAAUCACUAACUAUUCGUCCACAUCUGAGCACAAAUGUUUAAAUUCAAUUAAAUAAAAUUCUCUUUCAAUUUUACUAAUCGACUUAAUUAAAUUCCAGUUUUGAUUAAGAAAUCGCACAGUUUGAAAAGCCCGCGUUUCUCCGCGAGCCGAUCAAUAUGGCCGGCGAUGGCUCCACCCACCAGCAGAAUCUUCAAUCUUAUUCCCGAGCUGAAUUAUCAUCAAAAUGUGACAUUUUAAAUGUCAUCAAUGUUUCAAUCAAUUUUUAAUUUAUUUAUUAUUUUAGUUUAAUUAAAUCCCGUUAAGAAAAUUACCAACUACACGAAGCUGAACCUAUUGUAAUUUAAUCGGUUGUUAAUUAUCUACUUUAACUGAUCAAGAUGCGUUUAAAGAAAAGUUUUCUAGAAAAAUAGGAUUAAACAAGAGAUUUACUUAUUUCCUGACUUUCUAUAUGUUAAUUAAUUGAUGACUAGGGUCAACUUGUUUUGAUUCAAGUAA
This is a messenger RNA of Panonychus citri (citrus red mite), 1399 nucleotides long. RefSeq names its product rRNA N6-adenosine-methyltransferase METTL5-like. Bases 136 to 771 code for a protein of 211 amino acids. The record is from RefSeq and is a predicted model, not a curated record. Gene Ontology annotation, molecular function: rRNA (adenine-N6-)-methyltransferase activity; nucleic acid binding. The transcript has 3 exons. Gene Ontology annotation, biological process: rRNA methylation. NCBI's taxonomy places the organism in Eukaryota, Metazoa, Arthropoda, Arachnida, Trombidiformes, Tetranychidae.